This is a messenger RNA of Oryctolagus cuniculus (rabbit), 6916 nucleotides long. The record is from RefSeq and is a predicted model, not a curated record. Lineage: Eukaryota; Metazoa; Chordata; Mammalia; Lagomorpha; Leporidae.
CCGGGGUGACGGAAGCACGCUGGGUGACCUCACCCUCCAACAUGGCGGCGGCGGUAGAUUAGGGCCACGGGUCGGAGCAGCCACCGCCGCUGGGGGACCCUGUUGGAAACAGCUGCCGCCGCCGCCGCCGCCGCCUCUUUCAUCUCUUCUGGGCUAGGGGCCAGGGCCAGUGUUGCUGCUGUUUAAUAUUCUUUAGAAAUUUAUUUUCAUUUGAAAGAGAGCUACAGAGAGAGAGAGAUGGACAAAUCUUCCAUCCACUAAUUCAUUCCCCAAAUGCCCACAACAGCUAGGGCCUGGCCAGACUGAAGGCCAGGGACCAGGAAUUCAAGCUGGAUCUCCUUUGUGGAUGGCAUGGACUCAAGUACUUGAAUCAUCAUCUGCUGCUUCCCAGAGUGCUUUUGCGGGAAACUGGUUCAGAAACGGAGUAGCAGGCACUCAUAUAUGAGAUGUGGCAUCCCAAAUAGUGAUUUAACUGCUGUGCUACAUGCUGGCCUGGAUUGCUGAUAUUUAAUUACACUUUUGUGUAUCAGGUGUUACGUGUCUGUGUCUGUCAGUAGACCCAGUUGGAGCUCUACCAGUCAGUUCAAUGGCGUCCUCUACUGCUGUGCCUGCAGGAUUCCACUAUGAAACAAAGUACGUUGUUCUCAGCUACUUGGGACUCUCUCAGGAAAAGCUGCAAGAGCAACACCUUUCUUCCCCCCAAGGGGUUCAACUAGAUGUAGCUUCACAAUCUCUGGAUCAAGAAGUUUUAUUAAAAGUUAAAUCUGAAAUUGAAGAAGAGCUAAAAUCCCUGGACAAAGAAAUUUCUGAAGCCUUCACCAGCACUGGCUUCGACCGUCAUACUUCUCCAGUUUUUAGCCCUGCUAACCCAGAAAGCUCCAUCGAAGACUGCCUGGCCCAUCUUGGAGACAAAGUGUCACAGGAACUGAAAGAACCUCUGCAUACAGCACUGCAGGUGCUCCUCAGCCAGCCAGUGACAUAUCAGGCAUAUCGUGAGUGUACACUGGAGACUGCAGUUCAUGCCAGCGGCUGGAAUAAGAUUUUGGUGCCUCUGGUUUUGCUCCGAGAAAUGCUUUUCGAAUUGACAAGACGAGGUCAAGAGCCUUUGAGUGCACUGCUGCAGUUUGGCGUGACAUAUCUGGAGGACUACACAGCAGAGUACAUCAUUCAGCAAGGUGGCUGGGGCACUGUCUUUAAUCUUGAGUCUGAGGAAGAGGAAUAUCCUGGAGUCAUUGCAGAGGACAGCAAUGACAUUUACAUUUUGCCCAGUGACAACUCUGCACAAGUCAGUCCCCCAGAGUCUCCAACUGUGACCACUUCGUGGCAGUCGGAGAGCUUACCUGCCUCCCUGUCGGCCAGCCAGAGUUGGCACACGGAAAGCCUGCCAGUGUCCCUAGGUCCUGAGUCCUGGCAGCAGAUAGCCAUGGAUCCUGAAGAAGUCAAGAGCUUAGACAGCAAUGGAGCUGGCGAGAAGAGCGAGAACAACUCUUCGAAUUCUGACAUUGUGCAUGUGGAGAAAGAAGAAAUACCUGAGGUUGUGGAAGAGGGCGCUGUGGCUCCUGUGCCACCCAGGGAGCUGCAAGAGGCAUUCCCUACAGCUACAGCUCCCUUGCUCCCACAUAUCACUGCCACUUCCUUUCUGGAGACCAGGGAAUCUGGCCCAGAGAUGACUGCAGUAGAGGAAGCCAGCCCUGCCACAUCUUUGUUUGUAGAACUUGAUGAAGAAGAAGUGAAAGUAGCAGCAGUGGAACCUCCUGAAGUAGAGCAGGUGGUGACCCCUGCACUGAAAUCUGCAUCAACACCACAGAGAGGAGAGGAGUCACAUGUGAGCAAAGAGAGCCUUCCAGAAGAGCCCUCCCCGACUGGAGGUGCAAAGGCCAUCCCACUGUGUGAGGGCAAGUUCAUCCUGCUGUUUGGAGGGGCUGCUGCUGCUGCUAUCCUGGCAGUGGCCAUUGGGGUGGCAUUGGCUCUGCGGAAGAAAUAGAUUCUCCAAAAGAGGAAGACAACGCUGUGUUUGCUGGAUUUGAACUGCCAGCAGCUGAAUGGGUGUUUGUGGAACACUUGGGGAUAAUUGGGGUUUUCUGCUCAACAUGGCAGCGGGUUGAUCCACACAGUAGGGCUUGAGGUCGAGGGUGUGCAUGGUCAUCUGUGAAUUCCAAGGGCCUUGUCUCAUGUUAGAUUCAGAAUUACACAAGUACAGAGCUCCCUCUAGAACGGGGUUUCUCCACUUUGCCGUCAUUGACAUUUUGAUAAUUCCCUGUAGGAGGAGGCUGUCCUGUACAUCCUAGGAUGUUUAGCAACAUCUUGGCCUCUGCAGCUGCAGUAGCACCCCACUUCCUAAAGUGACAGCUGAAGUGGUCUGAGAGGUUGCCAAGUGCCUGCUGUGGGCAGUCCCCCAUGGAGAGCCAGUGUGUUAUUGGUGGGGGGUGUGUUGAGUGGGAACAUCUAAGAUGGAAGUCCCAGCCAGGAGGGUUUGCUGUCACUCCACUGGGCAGUGAUUCCUCUGCUGGGAUCUCAUCUGUCCUGGUGGCCAGGCUGUGUGUGCAGCCAGCUGCCUCUGACUCUUGCUCUCUGCCCUCUUCCUGUCCCUUCAUGGGGAGUGGGCUCUCCUCCCGUCUCCGCCAUCUCUCAGGUCCCUUCUCAGACCCCAUGGGAGAGUGCUCUGUGCUUCUGCCCAGACUUGCCACUUCCCCAAGGCUUUCUCCACCUCCACCUUGUAGAGAUGUUGCCUUUAGGAAUCUUUUACAAAAUAAGUCAAUAUAGAGUAACAUGAGACCUGGGGCUCCCUAACCUGUGAGUGCAGUGCAGGUUGCUGGCCAGAGAAACAUCUGUCUUGUGUAGAGGCAAAAGGAUGGCUAGGUGACCUAUCUGGGUAGCUUCCAGCCCUUCAGUCAGUGUCACCCCCUUGCCUGUGGGUGCUUCCUAACAGCAUCUGCUGUUUCUGUGCCCUGGGUUGGUAUGUGCCCCCCGUGGCUGACCUCAUUCUUGUUCCUGCUCCUCCACCUCUUGGUGGGUCUCUUGCCACCUGGGGCUCACAGACCCAGUUGAAUUUCAAGUCUUACUAAAUAUAAUAUCAUUGAGAUAAAAUGGCAGAUAUCAUCUUAUCAUUUAAGUAUCAAAGGUAAAAGACAAAAGAGGCUUGAGUUUCAAGACGGAGGCCACCUUGAGAUUCACACUCGGCUUCCAGAGUCCAGAAUGGAGGCUUCUCUUCCUGGACUUAGCACAGCACAGAAGCCAGGGGUGCCCGACACAGCAGUCACCCUAGUCUCUGACAGCAGAGAGUCACUGGCAUUUUCUUUCAACUGGCCCCUCCCAUCCCUAAAGGAGGGGAGGUACUGCACCCUCCCAUGGCUGAGGGUCACUGUGUCACUGUGCAGAGCACGAGUGGUUUUUUUAAAAAGGUCACUUCAGAUUUACUUAGUAAAUAUAACACAUUACUUUUUAGAGCCUGAAAUUUAUAAUAAAAUUACUUUAUCUACCCUUAACACCAAAACCCAAUGCUUUCAAUGUGCUUUUUGAAACUUAUUUUUUAAAAUAAAACCUUCUCCCUAAAGUAUUACAUUUUUUUAAAAUGUUCAAGAAAAGGUCUGAGGAUAUGUUUGUGUGUCUUGCACAGCUUUAUCAAGUCCUGUGUCCUUGUGGUCUGAAACUUGGUGGCCCACUUAGUGGUGUUCUGAGGAUCUUGUUGCACUUUUGUUGGCAUAGCUGCAGGUGAGGGGCAGGCGGGAUCAGUGUGGGGACAGCCUUCUCCACAGCACUGACAGGGGCAUUGGAGUUUUCUGUUUUCUAAUUGCUGUGUUCCUGUUUGUGUAGGUUGGAGACUGGUGAGUCUCUCUUUCAUAAAAUCUUCUCUUCCAGGGUUAACACGUUUUAACUCUGGAUCUCAUACCCAGUGACCAGAGCAGAUUUGAGCAGUGAUUGAAGCCCUUGGCCUAGAACACCCAUGCCUGUGUUCCCCACCCCAGGACAUCAGGGGCAAGUGUAACAGUGAUGUGAACGCACACGAAUUCCCAUUCGCUGAACGUUAACCUGAAGUACCUGGCCAGCUGUGUUGUGCUGGUUGACAUUCUUUCUGCUGCCUUCUGCCCCUUGAAUGUUUGUUAGUUCCCAUGCUUAGUUUCCAUGCUUUCUCCACUUUCUUUCCUUCUCCCUCUGCCAGUAGAGGAGUGGCCUUCCCAGAAGCUUGCGUUUUUCACUAUUACAUUAAAAAGAUUUAUUUAUCCAGAUGCUCCUCUUUUUGAGGGGCUUAUAGUAGGGAGCUGGUCCUUCCUGCUCCCCAACUUACAUAACACCUGAGUCCAAGGUAAAAGAAGGACUUGGAGUUAAAUCCAACUUGCCGGGAUAAGGGUUUCUGGUCACUUAGCAGAAAGCCAGUAGAGGUUUCUUGAAAAAUCCGAGAAUUAUGAGCACUAGUUUAUGCCCUCAGGAGUGCAUCCGUACCUACAGUGUGCCUUAAGAGACUCUUUUGAUCAAUGCUCUUGUGAGAACUUUCUAGAUAAAGAAGUGUCUGUGCAGUACUCACCCAGAGGCACCCUUGAUGCAUCCUCUUGCCUGUGCUUCUGUACCAUCUCAAACGAUGAACCAGCAGCAUGGUUUUCUGAACUGCAGCAGUGUCCUAUAAGCCUUUGUGCCAAUUCCCUGAAAGAACAGCUGCGCCCGCUCCCCCUCUCUUUCCCUAAAGGUGUGGCAGACGUGGGCAGUCAUUUGAAAACCUGACAUUUGAAUUUUUGAAUCAUUUUAAGAGUGUUUUUUUUUUUUAAGAAAUAAAAGGUUUUAUAGGGAAGAGAGUUGUUCCCUUCUAUCCUUUCUCCUAACUUCUUAAGUCUUUGAAAACUCAUCUUUCAGAGGAUGUGAAGUGACUAUAUUCACCUAGAGGCCAAUCACUAAUUUUCUUACAGCCCCUGACAUAAUCCCCUCACAAGCAUUGUCUCAUGUAAAGUCUCAGCAACAUACUGGAUGCCAGAAAAAUGUCUCCUUAUCUCUGGGGGAGAGUACUUGCAUCCGUGACAACCUCCCAGCUGAGGUCAGUUUGAUACCCCUGGUAGAGUGUGCUUUCUGCACACACACACUUUUGUGUGGGACACUCAUCUUGGCACUCCGUUGAACAUUUAAAGUAUGCAGAGGUCGUCCCAGUGCCCUCACACACCUUACGACACCUGCAGGGUUAACAGCUGAUUUCCUCAGCUUUAGUUACAAACAACACAAACCUGACUAGGACCUAGUUAACUUCUAAAGUCUUCUAGCACACAAGAGGCAAUGAGCUGAAUUUUUCUGACUCCAAGUCCUAGUACCUUUUCUGGAUUUUACCAUCGUUGUGACCUUGCAGCGCAGUAUUGGCAGGCUCCCUGCAAUGGUUGUGCCCCUGAUUCCUGCAAGAGGGUGUGGGGGGGAGGGGCGCAGGCACUGCUUACCACACUGUGCGCUCUGCAGGAAGGUGAGUCUUGCUGUAAUUCUGCUAAGCAACCACCUAAGCUAAUAUCCAGCCUGACCUGUUACAGAAGUCAAGAGUGAAGCUUAUGUCUAGGGCUGAGCCAACAUGCAGCUGCACCAACUAUCUUCUGUAUCCACAGAGGUCCCGACAGUCACGGCUGAUGCUUGGUUAGUGCCCUAAGUAUUUCUGCUCCUAAACAAGGUUGGGCAAUCUGAUACCAUGUGUAAGCGAGGCAGGUGGAGGCAGCACCAUGACACAUUUUUCUCUUUCCUUUUUCCUAGUUUUCCUUUUGCCCUGCUUGUGCCAUCAGCCUGGGUAGGGAUGUGGAGUGGAAAGCACCUGUAGGCAUUGCUUAACCUCUUGACACUCGGAGGCCACCUGCUCUGGGAGGUGGCCAGGGCACAGGCUCAGCUUUCUCAGAAGCUGCCAGAGGGGUCCUCCCAGUGAAACACCUGGACUACAUGCCAAAGCACCUACAACCCUGGUUACAGAACAUUGGCUCCAGAGCACAAACAGUGGGAUUCUGUCACUAUUCUGUGAUCACCUUGUUUAGAGAGAGCUGCACAGAAUGGGGAACUGCAGUGUUACUAAAUUAAUACAUCCUGUCUUCCUUUCUGCAUGAGACUUCAGAGCCUCAGCCCAGCUUGCCAUGUUCCCUGUGUGGAAACCAGCAGGGUCGUCUCAUGUUUAUGUUUACACUACCAGAACCCUGGCCAGACCGCUGCUUCACUGUGUGCUCAGGUUGGAAUUGUUCUCAGGGAUAUUUGCAAGGCCUUGUCACAAGCUAAAAAGUAGCAGCUGGGUCCAGAAGGUUCUUACCCUGUUCUCCCCUCUCCUAAGGGGAAAUUUUAUAGUGAAACUGCUCACUUCAGUGGGUAUUCUUGGCACCACUAGAAGAAAUUGGUUAACAGAUACACUACUUAGAACAAAAGUUGACCUUUUAAAAUUACUCGCCUCUGUCCCUAGGGACAGGAAGUUGGGGUGGAGUUUCCCUGUCAGAGUCUGGAAUAACUCAGUGGGUUCUGGCAACUUUCAAUGAAGGAAGGUGUCAGAGUUGCACACGUGGUCACUGGACAGCACCAGAGGAACAGACAGAACCUACUUCUCCCUAGACCUGCAGUUUCCUGCUGUUUCCAUUUCUUUUCCCCUUCAGAUUAAAAGUGCCUCUUCCUACUUUAUUCCUUGAGUAAACUCAAAUUUAUUGUUUCUAAUGCUCUCAUCUCUUCAGAAAUACUGGAAUCAAAUGGUACUUUUGGUAGUUAACAGAAGCAUUUUGCUUAAGCAGCAUUUUGGCCUUCCCUGUAUGGAGUCCCUUUAGGCAUCCUAGCUGCAGCUGAUUUGCUCGGUUUGUUACUGUGGACUCUUCUGAUUGCUGGUCACCAGGGAAAAGGAAAACACUCAAACCUAUGAAUUGUGCUUUCUGUCAGAAGCCAUGUGUUGGGAAGAACACAUUAGAGGUUGCAAUAAAGUGAGACUUGAAGAAAA